Molecule: messenger RNA, 1362 nt
Organism: Lobosporangium transversale
Lineage: Eukaryota; Fungi; Mortierellomycota; Mortierellomycetes; Mortierellales; Mortierellaceae
Product: glutamate 5-kinase
Exons: 4
Coding region: 1-1362 (453 amino acids)
Cellular component (GO): cytosol; cytoplasm
Molecular function (GO): RNA binding; glutamate 5-kinase activity; ATP binding
Source: RefSeq, a predicted model, not a curated record
AUGGCCAGACAACAGCAGCAACAACAAACCAAUAACAGCAUCAAGCCCGUAUACAAUCAAUGCAAAAAAAACGGCUCGUUGACCAUUGUUAUCAAGCUGGGCACAUCUUCCAUCUGCGAUGAGGUUACACAUUUUCCUUUGCUCUCGACCCUUUCAAUGAUCGUCGAGACGAUCCUCAAACUUAAAUCAUUGGGACAUCGAGUGAUUCUUGUCACCAGUGGUGCCAUUGGUGUUGGUCUACGACGUCUGAACUUGCCAUCCAAACCAAAGGAUCUUGCCCAAGUUCAGGCUAUUGCGGCUGUAGGUCAAGGACGAUUGAUGAGUAUGUACGAUGACUUGUUCAGCCAAUUCAAUCAGCCUAUUGCCCAGAUCUUGUUGACUAAGAACGACAUUGCAGACCGAACACAGUACUUGAAUGCCUGCAAUACAUUGGAUUCCUUGAUGGAAAUGGGUGUGGUACCAAUUGUGAAUGAGAAUGAUACGAUCAGUGUUUCUGAGAUUCGAUUUGGUGAUAACGACACGCUGUCAGCGAUCACAGCGGGUAUGGUUCAUGCAGAUUAUCUGUUCCUGAUGACAGAUGUUGACUGUCUCUACACAGACAAUCCUCGUGUCAACCCAGAUGCCAAGCCGGUCUUGGUUGUUGAUGACAUUGCAGCAUUGAAGGAAAAAGUGUCUGUGACUACACCAGGAUCAUCACUUGGAACAGGAGGAAUGAUUACAAAGCUCAUUGCAGCAGAACUGGCGACUGCAGCAGGAGUGACGACUGUGAUCGCUCGUGGAUCCACACCUCAACGUAUUUUUGACAUUAUUACUCUACCUAUUCAGCGUACAGGAUCAGCAUCGCCCAAGCUUGAUGGUGAUUCAUUAAUCACUCAAGCAUAUGAUUCAACCAUUCCACUUCAUACCCGAUUCCUUGCCAAGGAUAAUCCUUUGGUAGACCGCAAAUGGUGGAUCUUGCAUGGACUGCAUGCUGCAGGCACUAUUUACAUUGACAGUGGAGCCUACAAGGCCAUCACAAAGGCUACUCAAAAGUCGUCACUGUUCGCAGCGGGUAUUGUGGACUGCAAAGGCAGCUUUGUAGCUCAACAAAGUGUUCGAAUUGUUUAUAGACCUAGAGACUUUAUCAAGAGAGAUGGGGGAGGUAAUGGAUUGUCAACAGCAGAAGGAUCAGAAGCAGAAGGAGAUCACAAUGAACCUGAAGAAAUUGAGGUGGGCAAAGGUUUAGUCAACUAUGCCAGCCACGAGAUCCUGAGGAUCAUGGGAUGCCAGAGCAGUCAGAUCAUUGAGCGUCUGGGAUAUGCAGAUGCUGAAUGUGUCAUCCAUCGUGAGAACAUGACGCGAACCAAGCUCACCAAGCCUUAA